Messenger RNA from Ctenocephalides felis (cat flea), 752 nucleotides. Its product is annotated as homeotic protein deformed-like. Lineage: Eukaryota; Metazoa; Arthropoda; Insecta; Siphonaptera; Pulicidae. The annotation marks the transcript as partial. The record is from RefSeq and is a predicted model, not a curated record. The transcript has 4 exons.
AUAUUUUUAUAUUUGAAGUAGAAGUAACACUGGCUACUUUUACUAUUGUCAUUCAUUUAUCAGUGGCGGAUCCAGGAGCUGUACAACAUGAACGUGGACCACGUAAACCAAAGCUUCAUUUACAGCUGAAUCAUAAUUCGUCCGGGCAUCAUCAUCAACAAGCACAACACCAUCACCAACAAACUCAAUCACAACAUCCGCCUGGUUCCAAUGCCCAUUCUGGUCAUAAUCAGAUUGCUCAUGGUGCUCUUCCACCAUUACCACCUCUGCACCCCCAUGCCAUUAUGACAGGUCAUCAUAAAAUAGAGCACCACCAGUUUGGCAAGCUUCACCUACAAGGUUUCAACUCAGUUGCGCCAGUGGCUGGACAUCCGUUGCAUUCUUUCCAGUUUCCACCUGCCUUCUUUGGACACCAUGCAUCGCCUAUGAUGAAACCGGUACCUGCACCAGGAUCGUCCAGUGCGUCAUCUUCUGGAAGUUUACCAGGACCCCCAGCUGGAGUAUCUGGGGGUACAGCUUCUGUGAGCCCGCCUGGUGAUUCAGAUAUCAUGCAAUCUUCGGUUUCCCCCAGUUUUAAUCAGCCGCAAAAUUCGACGCAUCCAGGAAUGUUACACAUACUGAUGUCAGCUGAGAGAUGUCAGGAAUUAGUUUGGAGCGCAAAGCAAUUACAAAUGCAAGGCGAUGUAAUGAUGUCUCCACCAAUUCCAAGUCCAUUAGCAUUACCUUUGACACCUACUUGGGAAGUUCUGCAG